AAAGAGGCAGCAAAACAGCACAAGCAACACGAAGCGAUGGUGCGAACAAUAAAGGACACACUUGCAAACCUGUUUUUCAUGUUGAUUAUUUCCAUUAUAUGUUUCGCCAACAGAGACAAUCGGUCAUUUCAACAUUAUACACGGACUGUUAACACAAUAGUGGAGCCUUUUAAACUUCCUUAUUUCAAAUCAAUAAUAAGACCAGGAGAUGUAUUUACCUGGUUAAAGUCUUCUGCAAUUCCUUCCCUCUUUCCCGAAUACAACAUAAUUGGCGAACCGCUUCACUGGACGGAGAAACAGUUUACUACAGGACUCAAUGAUCUUCGUCUAGGACCACCUAGAUUGCGCCAGGUUCGAACUACAAACGGGUCCUGCGAUUUGCCAUACAUCGGCAAGGUUGUGUGCUAUGGAAAGUACUCAAUUACAGGCGAGGAUGAGGAUAACUAUUGUUUGGGAUGGCAGUCUCAGCCUUGUCCGAAAGCGGAUUAUGUUUACAACGUUUCAACAGAUGCGUGGAAUUUUCAGUCAGCAUUUGAUAUUUGGGGACUGCCUAUACCUGGACUGUACACAACCUAUGGUGGUGGAGGAUUUAUCGCAACACUAGAUGUUGGUCGUAGCAAUUCAUUAGCUAUAGUGGAUGAACUAUUUAGAAACUUAUGGAUUGACCGUCAGACAAGAGCAGUAAUGUUUGAAUUCACCUUGUAUAACGGUGCUACAAAUAUAUUUAUUUACCAUGUGUUUCUAAUAGAAUUUCCUGAGACAGGAGGUGCGUUCACAUCGUUUUCUGUAUAUCCAUUACGAGUAUACACCCACUUAGGAGCCAUUGGAACACUCACCAUCAUAUGUGAAAUAAUUUUUGUGAUUUAUUUGAUCGUUUUACUGGUCAAGAUAUGCGUAAGGAUUUAUCAACAAAGAUGCGGCUACUUCAAUCUGUUCUGGCAAAACUUUGAGAUAACCAUGUUUAUAACUGGAACAGCAAGUAUUGUAAUAUAUGUAUUCCGACUUUUGAUGACACACAGUACAAUCGACAAGUUUAAGGCGGACAAAAGACUUUUCGUAGAUUUUAGUCACAUAGUGCUGUGGGAUCAAAUACUUGUAUCACUGCUGGCAAUUUUAGUUUUUAUGGCAACAUUGAGGUUGUUAGAGGUAUUUGCAACAUCAAAGAAAGUCAGUGCUGUUGUGUAUGUAUUUAAAGACUGCGGCAAAGAUCUGUUCUGGUAUGGGAUGACAUUCUUGUACAUUUUCAUGGCAUUUUGUUUUCUUGGAAUGCUAUUAUUUGGGUCUCAGCUGGAGUCGUACAAGAGCAUGUAUCAGUGUAUGGGCACAUUGUUUAUUGCCAUGAUCGGGAAGAGUAAGUUUACUGAGAUUAAUGAAACGCAGCCAAUUUUGGCGAAAGUUUUCUUCAUUUUCUACAUUCUUACCAUUGUCUUUUUCAUUUUGACUAUAUUCUUGGCUAUUCUUGGGGCAAGCAUUGACACUGUUGUGCAAGGUGAUCGCGGGGACAAAAAUGAAGAUAUCAUUGAGAUAAUGAUGAAGAGAUUUAAGUUACUUAUUGCCAAGCCCUCAUCUAAGCAAAAAACGCACACGAAAGUUAAAAAACAUAACAAAGUGGUAAGCAGUGAAUAAAGAAUGGGGCAGCAAAGAUUAACUGUCCAAGCCUUCUUCAUAGCAAAGCUCGCACAUGAAAUGUACAAUCAUAAUAAACUCUAAAGCAAUCAAUGAAGACUUUGAAGCGAGUUUAUAUCAAGACAUUUUACUUACUCAGGUACCUUCGUAGUUUUGAAAUCAGCAUUUAAAUAGCCCAUACCAUCAAAUGUGCUUUGCGAGCGUAAUGUCCCUUUGAAAAAAUGUUCGCGUCUCAUUAUUAUAUGGAAAGUCUAUUAUCGUUUAUAUAAGCUGUCUUGCAUGGUAUGCGUUUGUAAUACAGACCGUACACAUAUUUUAAAGACUCUGCUUCAGAAACGGUAUUAUUAAAUUUAAAGGUUUAGAAUAUGUAUUAUUUUCAUUCUGAGUCUUACAUCGUAAAUAGACAUAUUAAACGUACGUAAUAUGUUUUUGAAUAACUUACAUCAAGAAAAUCCUACAGACAGAAAUGUUAUUUCAGGAUAUAGACUAUAUUCACACAAUUUAAAUAUUGAAUCUGGUCGCCGAUGUAAUACUAAGCAAAUCGUCUGUUUUGCUUAAUUUUUAAAUUUUAAAGGAUAAAGAGGGUGAAUGUCUAUUUGCACAAAACCGGAAGAAAAUUUAUUCUAAGAUUUUAUCAUUUUUCUUAUAUUAGAUUUAAAUUAUUAGAACUGAUUCUCUUAGAGUACAGGAAAUUAUCUUUUAAAUAUAUUGUAUAAUUAUAAAGUAAUAUAGAUUGAGAACUGAUAAUUUAAAUAAAUGUUGGUUUCAUUUUGCUUUGUCUUAUUGUAAAAAUAUGUUUGCCGAUGUUAAAUCUUGUGUUCCAAUUUAUAUACUUUUUAAUUUUGAUUUUAUAAUUAAUUUUGUUUCAUAAAUAUUUUGAUAUGAUGAUGAGCCGUACGUAUUCUUAAAUCUUAGAUAAAUUUCUGUUCUGUUCUUUUUAUUGUACAACUACUACAUUGAUAAUUUUGCUGUGAGAGUGUUCUCAUUACUUUUACGUUUAAAUUGAAGUU
Molecule: messenger RNA, 2636 nt
Organism: Ruditapes philippinarum (Manila clam)
Lineage: Eukaryota; Metazoa; Mollusca; Bivalvia; Venerida; Veneridae
Product: polycystin-2-like
Exons: 4
Coding region: 37-1626 (529 amino acids)
Biological process (GO): detection of mechanical stimulus
Cellular component (GO): membrane
Molecular function (GO): calcium channel activity; calcium ion binding
Source: RefSeq, a predicted model, not a curated record